Molecule: messenger RNA, 631 nt
Organism: Lactuca sativa (garden lettuce)
Lineage: Eukaryota; Viridiplantae; Streptophyta; Magnoliopsida; Asterales; Asteraceae
Product: auxin-induced protein 15A
Biological process (GO): response to auxin
Source: RefSeq, a predicted model, not a curated record
AACAUGUAAUAGGCAAAGCACCAGCACACUUUCCUCUAUAGCUCCUCUGCAGCAUCUUUUAACAAAGAAAAUAAUCACAUUAUUUUACUUCCUUCAGCAACCUUCAUAAAAAUGGGUAUUCGUAUGCCUCGGAUCAUUCAAGCAAAACACAUUCUCCAAAGAUCUUUGUCAAAUGGAACACGCACAUCAACAAUGGAUUUACCAAAAGGCUAUUUUGCAGUUUAUGUUGGGGAGAAAGAGCAAGAAAAGAAGCGCUUUGUGGUUCCUGUGUCGAUGUUAAGCCAACCUUCAUUUCAAGACUUAUUACAUCAGGCAGAGGAAGAGUAUGGAUAUGACCAUCCAAUGGGUGGCCUCACAAUCCCAUGUAGUGAGCACACAUUCUUUGAUCUCACAACUCGUCUGGGCGCAUUAUGAGUUCAAGUUAUUGCAUUAUAGUUGUAACAGUUUUUUUAUUAGCACUAAUCACUGACCUUUUUGCGACAUGUGACGCAAAUCAGUUGUCCAGGUUGUUUUAAAACUCAAAUUCAGACUUCUUUAAAAUCCACUCUGUAUUGAUUAAUGAUAUAAUGUAGACUUGAAUGACAAACAAAAUUCAGUGUAACUAGUUUUCUCAAGAACAGUUUUAACUCGA